Molecule: messenger RNA, 1121 nt
Organism: Aspergillus caelatus
Lineage: Eukaryota; Fungi; Ascomycota; Eurotiomycetes; Eurotiales; Aspergillaceae
Exons: 1
Coding region: 148-948 (266 amino acids)
Source: RefSeq, a predicted model, not a curated record
GGACUAUCAGACGAGGGGCCGCACAGAUUUAAUAAUACUCUAUUGUGACAUACGUGGAUUCCAUUAGUACCAAUAUGGCCAUUGCAAUCGGUCGGUCUUGAUAAACUUCUACACUAUCAUCAAGACACCAAACACCAAGACACGAAGAUGAGCUCGACAAAAAGCGACGUUUCUCCUGACCUAUAUCAUAUUGUCUUAUCGACCACUCAUAUCAGUAAAGACCCGAAUAACAUCAUUGAAAAGGUCCGCAUCCCGGGCACGUACACAUCGCUGCGGGCAGCCAAGGCAGCCGCGCACAGCUGCCUUUUUGAUGCCGGGUACGAGAGGGAAUUCUUUACCCAGUACGAAACCAACAAAGAUGUAUUCGAAGAUCGCAAUCUCUCAGACCGACAGGGGCUCGUUGUUUUUGCAGUAGCCUCAGACGGUACCACGUUCCGGGUCCGCAUUGACACGACGGCAAAUAACAUGCGAUUGAUCACGGAUUAUGAGGAUGGUCGGAUUCCCAUCCCUCUCUAUUAUAUCAUACAAACCACGUUUAUAUAUAAUGGAGAAAAGGAAGUGAGCAAGGUGCGAGACCUGAAUGUUCUAGGUGCCUAUGUCGAUUAUCAGGAGGCGAGAAAAUUAGCCGAGCGUAUCUUACUCUCGGAGGAGGAUGGCCUGAGCAAAGAAAGUUAUGAGGCAUAUUAUGAGGCAUCGCCUGAUGACACAGACUGUGGAUAUGGCGAGAACGUAGUUGUGCAUGCGGUGAGCCAGUAUGGUGAAAAUUAUUCAAUCAGUGUGAUCCAGACAAAAAGGCUGGAAAAUGUCGCUUUGGCGGAAGCAUCCAUGCGAAUUAUGUGGAAUCGUAUUUGCUUCAUUUUGGUUAUCACGUUGAAGCUUUGCAUGUCUUCUUUUCCUCAUUGCUCUUCUCUUUUUCUCAUUUUUCCGCCGACGUUUUAUCCUAUGUGAUGCAGGCCUAUGACGUCCAGUUGUCUAUUUACUUAUCUUACACUUUUUAACCCAAAUGUACGGGAUAGGAUAAGUUGUCGAAUCCUGAAGGAACUAUACUAAAUGGAAAGCUAUAUAUAUCCUCAACUGGACGUUCAAUAAGUACAAUAGAAUCUCGCGAAUGCCAUGCACAA